Messenger RNA from Venturia canescens, 1371 nucleotides. RefSeq names its product Dodecenoyl-CoA delta-isomerase (gene Dci). Gene Ontology annotation, molecular function: catalytic activity. The transcript has 4 exons. The coding region runs from base 150 to 1103 and encodes 317 amino acids. Lineage: Eukaryota; Metazoa; Arthropoda; Insecta; Hymenoptera; Ichneumonidae. The record is from RefSeq and is a predicted model, not a curated record.
AUGAAUUUUGUAGUCGCAGCGAAACUUGGCGCGGCUGUACUCGUGAAUCACAAGAAAAUUCCUAAACGAUCACGUCUCGAUGAUAAAGAGCUGGCCGAUCGAACAAAUUUCGUAUGAUUAUUGGAUGAAUAAAUAAAAGUUACUGCCAAAUGUUUGCGACUCGUUGUUUAACACUGUCAUGCGGUAGGAUUUUGAGAAAUCAAUUUACAAGAAAUCUAACCUCCAGUGAGGUAGCUCCGAAUGCCGGAAAAGACGAAAUCGUUGAGAAAACCGAAGAGAAAACGAUUGUCGUGAGCCAAGAUGGUGCUAUCAGAUUAAUCGGAAUAAACCGACCUGCAAAAAAAAAUUGUUUGGAUGCGGCAACUGCCCAGUUACUCUCCGAGGCUUUAGAUGAUUUUGAGCAAGAUGAGAACUCCACUGUUGGUAUUCUUCAUGGCAUCGGAGGAAGCUUUUCCUCUGGUUUUGAUUUGGAUGAGAUUGCUAAAUCUAACGUAGAUUCUGAGGAAGGUUUCCCUCACUUUGGACCAUUGUCCAACAGAGACAGUCUUGUAAAGAAACCACUGAUAGGAUCGAUCAGUGGGUAUGCGGUAGGCGCAGGUUUUGAGCUUGCGCUAAUGUGCGAUUUAAGAAUUGUGGAAGAAACUGCAUCAAUGGGAUUUUUGAACAGGAGAAUGGGAAUACCAAUAAUGUCUGGUGGAACAGUGCGUUUGCCUGCAAUUAUUGGUUAUUCCCGAGCAAUGGACAUGAUUUUAUCAGGAAAAUUAAUAAACGCAGAUCAGGCUUACCAAUGGGGUUUAACAAAUUUGGUUGUUGCUUGUGGCAGUGCCCUCGGACAGUGCAUUGUGACAGCGCAUACUUUGAUGAAAUAUCCUCAAAAAGCUUUGCUGGCUGAUCGAAUGUCAGCACACUAUGCAGCAUUUUCCUCCAAGCAAAUUGACGAAGCUCUGCAAUUCGAGAAGGACAACUCGUCGCAUAUACUCCUCGAGGAGGGUGUCGAGGGAGCCCAAAGGUUUGUUGAUGGAUUCGGCAGGCACGGAAAAUCGAAAGAUAUCAAAUACCACGAUUAUACGAAUUUUCGAGAGUUGAACAAGGACAUGGUUUGAGAAAAUAGUUUUUAUUAUGUUUUAUUUCUGAAAGUGUACAUAAUUUUUUCUGACUGUCGAUUUUCAUUGAUCAAGGAAAUGUGAGUGACGAAGGAGAACUUGUAUUAUUAAAAAAUUUGAAUUUGUACUGUGUUACAGGUUCAUUAGCGAAAAAGCGAAAGAAAAAUCCUGAAUUUGCUGAGUAAAGAAGAAGCUUUGUACAGUAACGCAUUAAAAAUGUUGUCGAUAUUUAUUACGUAUUGAAAAAAGGAUCACAGAUUUAUUUCGA